Messenger RNA from Metschnikowia bicuspidata var. bicuspidata NRRL YB-4993, 1040 nucleotides. RefSeq names its product chorismate mutase (gene ARO7). Bases 212 to 991 code for a protein of 259 amino acids. Lineage: Eukaryota; Fungi; Ascomycota; Pichiomycetes; Serinales; Metschnikowiaceae. The transcript has a single exon. Gene Ontology annotation, biological process: chorismate metabolic process; aromatic amino acid biosynthetic process. Gene Ontology annotation, molecular function: chorismate mutase activity. The record is from RefSeq and is a predicted model, not a curated record. Gene Ontology annotation, cellular component: cytoplasm.
CUACAGCUGUUUCUCAAGACCUUUCAGUCAAAUUCUGCAAGAACCCCAUUGCUUUUUGCAUACUUUGUCCGGGCAAAAAAUAGUUCUUGCAGAACCCUGUCUCUUCUCCGCUGACUCAUUCACCCACGUCACGUGACUGUGCUUGCGCGUGACAUCAUAGCCUGUUGCACAAGUCUUCAUGAAGAAACCUCUAUCUUUCACAAAAAACACCAUGAAUUUCCGAGAACCGGCCACUGUUUUGGACCUCAAUAAUAUCCGUGCUAGCCUCGUGCGCAUGGAGGAAACCAUUGUUUUUGGGCUCAUCGAGCGGUCCCAGUUUUUCUCGCUGCCCAGUGUCUAUCAGCCUAACAAGUACAGGAUCGAGGGUUUCAACGGGUCGUUCAUGGAAUGGCUUCUUUUGCAGACAGAAAAAGUCCACUCACAAGUAAGAAGGUACGAGGCACCCGAUGAAACGCCGUUUUUUCCAGACCAGUUGCUCAAGCCGUUGUUGCCCUCGAUCGAGUAUCCCAAAAUCUUGGCCUCGUACAGUGACGACGUCAACGUGAACAAGGACAUUUUGGAUUUCUAUGUGCACAAAAUUGUCCCACAGAUGGCAUGCGAACAGGGGGAUCAAAACGAAAAUUCAGGUUCUGUAUCUGUGUGUGACGUUGAAUGUUUGCAAGCACUUUCUCGUCGAAUCCAUUUCGGUAAAUUCGUGGCCGAGGCUAAGUACAAAGCAGACCCCGAAAUGUACAAAAAGCUCAUUUUGGCCAGGGACGUACAGGGAAUAGAGGCCAGCAUUACCAACCAAGCUGUGGAGGACAAAAUCUUGCUUCGUUUGAAGGAGAAAUGUCAGACCUACGGCACGGAUCCUUCGUUGAAGUAUUCGCAGAGACCACAGGCCAAAGUGGACCCAGAGCUCAUUGUGCAUUUAUACAAACAGUAUGUGAUUCCUCUCACGAAGAAAGUCGAGGUAGAAUACUUGUUGCGCAGACUAGAAGACGACGAGUAGAGUGAAUAAUAGAACAAUAAUACAAAUAUUCAAUAUCACGUAGUGCGGA